Messenger RNA from Cladocopium goreaui, 3643 nucleotides. The record is from the annotation of a GenBank genome assembly. NCBI's taxonomy places the organism in Eukaryota, Dinophyceae, Suessiales, Symbiodiniaceae.
AUGUCCGAAAUCCGCUUGGACAACACACCACAAGUUCGACUCUUUUCGUUGUCACACGUCACCUCAGAAUAUGCAGAAGCUGAUGCAACAAAGCAGGGUUGGGACCCGUCACUGGGCCCAACUUGGCAAUUGAGAAACGCUCAACAGGAGUCUCCCAGUAUCAGCGAUGACUUAAACACAGCGAGUGACUUUGGACUGGUGUUGCAAGACGGCCAGGGACAGGGUCAAGCCACGCCACCAAUCAGUUUUGCCUGGCCCAAGCCCGUGACAUAUCGCCGGAUCACCCAAAAUCCCACGAAGAUAUGCGAGUGGCAGCAGCAGCAGCAGGCCAAUAAGGCGAAGCUGGAUGCAACGUUGGCCAAGUUCAAGAAUAUGAAGUUCCCAAGUCACUGGAAGCCGCUGAAAAAGUCCGUGCAGAACGGUUUCGGAAGCUCCGGGUCCAACAGCUUCGACUUGCAGACCUUUGGGCAGGGCCAAUUCCCCCAGGCGCGAAAGGUGGUGAAGCAGCACCCGAAUAGCAUGCCUUGUGGCAUCAUUUGCCAGCUUCAUUAUGAUGGUGGUGGUUCCGUGCAAUACCACGACGCUUCCGGAGCUUCGGUGUGUCUGCCAUUCUUGCAGUGUGCGAAGCUGCGGAUUGGUCAGCAGGUGGCGUUUGCAGUGAGCCAAAGAGGAGAAGUCAUUGAUAUUGAGGUGUGUGGAGGACAGCAAGAGAAUUCCAACAAAAACGCUGGAUGUGACCCCCUUGCGCUGGAGAUUUCAGAUUGGAUACCUUCGGUGCUGCCCACCACAAAGGUUUCGAGAGAGCUGCAAACUCGAAGACUUCAGCGCAGCAUUGGCAAAUUUAACAAUGCCACUCCGGACGAAAGGAUGGAGAUGCUGACCCAAGCAGAAAGGUUGUUAGAAAGCUUGUUGAAUGAAGCUACUUUGGAUGGGAAUGCCAUUUGCAGAUUGGUGUGUCGUUGUGUUGGAUGGCUUCAUCCUGAAAAAAAUGCUCAAGCUUCAGUUGAAUCAAAAUGUGUCGCUGAUGCGGUUGCUGGGGUGUCUCAAUCCACCAACUUGCAGUGUCGUGUCAGGCGUUUGUUGAUCUUGGCUUUGAGUUCCUUGGAUUUGAGCGACAUUACUACCUACCAGGCAGUUGAAACAGCGGUGGCAUACAUCGCCCAACUGAUGAAGGCGUGCGAUGACAAGGCUUCACGCGCAAGGCAAUGGCAGCGACUGGGGGAGUUGAUAGGUAACUUUGGUGGUGGAGAUUGCGAUGAUUGCGCCAAUCAACCAGGGAGAUCCCAAGACACACCAGGAAGGCCCAAAGUUGGUAUUUUGUGUAGCCAAGAUCCAGGUACUUUUCUUGAGGCCAACCAUGAAACAAAGAUGCUCAAACGGCAGAUCACCGGCGAAGACAGAGCUGGGAUGCUGGAGGGUGCCUAUUACCCAAGUAAAAAGGUGAAGGGUUUAGACUCCGUCUUCAGUUCUGACGAAGCUGUGCGACUGGAAUGCCCCAUGUGCCACGAAAGUAUCAGUAGCAACUGGUACUGGAAGCAUCCCAAAACUGAGGAUGUCUAUGUGUUGGUUCCAUCCAAAGGUCAUUCAGCUUGCAACAGAAAGGUUGGCAAGAGAUGUUACUGGCGGGCAGAUGGCAAGCCGACUUUGUUGGAUAAUUUCCAGCAGUUGGACUUUUGUCCGCACCAUCGUCGGCGUGUGGUCUGUCGAGAUUGUGGAGGUAGCCAGAUUUGUUGCCACCAGAAGCCGUGGUACCAUUGUGCCGUGUGCAAAAUGCGACCACGAAUCAGGAAGAAAAGUGUCAAGCCGCAAAAUGGCAAAGCCAGCUAUGGCGACCAAGCUUCGUUCAGACUGGCCUUUCGCAAAGCCGGAUGGCUUGCGCUGCCGCUUCUUGGUAGAAUGGGCUUGCCGUGGCAAUACUGGGAGAAUCAUGGUAGGAUGUUAAUGGUCAAUGGUCCUCAACAGGUUGCCGUGGCCUUGGUCACCGUGCGUGCCAUGCCGGCCACCAGGAAACGCAAGGGUCGUGCCCUGGUGGUGGGCGGUGGUGUAGCUGGCCUAGCGACUGCCGCACAGCUGGCACGAGAAGGGAUGGAGGUGACGCUGUUUGAGAAGAACAGCGAGGUCGGCGGCCGCUGCCAAUCCAUGCAGUCCACAACGGUCAAGGGCUACCGUUGGGACACUGGUCCUUCAUUGCUUCUGUUGCCGAAGAAGUAUGAGGACGCUUACAAGCGUUUGGGCUCCGAUAUUAAGAAAGAGCUGAAUCUGAAACGUGUGGAUCCACCAUAUCGCGUGACCUUUGGAGAUGAAAGCUUUGUGGACGUGGACUACGACCCAAUGAAGAUGACGGAACAAAUGGAGAAAUUUGAACCUGGUUGUACCAGUAAUUACUACCGUUUUCUUUCGGUGGCUCGAAGAAUGCUGGAUAUGGGAUUAGAACGCUUCGUGGAUCGACAAUUUGAAAGUUGGCCAGAGCUGGUGGAUCCUAUAGGUUUGCUACCUGAGAUGAUCCUGAAAGGAUGGUUUUCCAUACCGCUGGUGAAUAUGCUUUUUUCCAUUGAUGACUUAUUGAAGGCUUGGUUCCAGGAUGAGAGACUCAGAGCGCUUUUUAGCUUCCAGACCCUCUACGUUGGCCUCACCCCUUACAAUUCUCCGGGCGCUUUAUGUUUGCUCGCCGGCACCGACCUUACUGAUGGCGUUUGGUAUCCCAUGGGAGGUUGGAAGGGUGUCAAAGACACCUUGGCGGGACUGGCCCAACAGCACGGGGUUGAGAUUAAGACCAACGUUGCGGUGGAAGAGGUCAUCGUCUCUGGGGGUCGAGCAGUGGGCGUGAAGCUCCAGGGAGGUGUUGAAGAGAGGGGAGAUGUGGUGGUGGUCAAUGCUGACACGCCUUAUGCCUACCAGAAGCUGUUGGAACACACUGGCCAGGCCUCGGCCGCGGACGCGCCAUCGGUGGAGUCGACGGCGGAGGACCUGGAUGGCCGGGAGUAUUCCUGCGGCGUCAUCGCCUUUUUUUGGGCCGUGGAUUGCAAAGUGGACUACCUGCGGCACCACACCAUUUUUCUGGGCACUCCCUUCGAGGAAAAGAAGGCCUGGACACCCAUCCUGGAGGCCUCCAAGAUGCCUGAGAGGCCCAAUUUCUAUGUGCACUGUCCCACCAGGACGGACCCUUCAGCAGCUCCCGAAGGAUGUGAAAGCAUCAUGGUGCUCUUUCCGGUGGCGAACAUGCAACAGAUGGCCGAGGCAGGCUUCGUGCCGGGCGAAAAGGGCGAGGUGUACCGCGAGCUGCGUGCGGCGGCCAGGAAGGUGAUCCUGCAACGCUUUAAGGAUGCCGGCUGUGGAGACAUAGAGAAACACAUCGUGGAGGAGACCGUGAGGGAUCCAGAAGUCAUUGGCGAACUCUACAACCUCCACCAUGGUGCCACCUUCGGCCUGUCCCACGGCCUGUUGCCUUGGCAGGGCGGCUUGGCCAUGACGCGGCCGGCGCCGCGCGCACCAGAGGUGGACAAGCUGUACUUCGUCGGCGCCGGCACUCGGCCCGGCAACGGUGUGCCAUUGGUGCUGAUGGGUGCUGGCCUCACCUCCCAACUGAUCCUGGAUGAUUUGAAGAUCUCCAAGGUGCCUUCCUGACGCUGAUGGCGCUGUUGCG